AUGAAAGUCUUAAUCGUAUUCGCCCAUCCAGAACCAAAAUCGCUGAGUACAUCCCUCAAGAAUGUUGCAAUCAAUGAAAUCAAGUCUCAGGGCCACGAAGUCAAGGUUACUGACCUUUACGCCGAAAACUGGAAUCCAUUGAUUAAUCGCAGUGAUUUCUUGAAUCUUCAACCGGAUAAGGCUAUGAGAAUAUGUGACGAAUCUGGUGAAGCUUAUGCUGCAGGCAUGCUGACAGAAGAUGUAAAGCAAGAGCAAGAGAAGCUUAAGUGGGCUGACGUUCUAAUUUUGCAAUUUCCCUUUUGGUGGUUUUCCAUGCCAGCUAUACUCAAAGGCUGGAUUGAUCGCGUAUACUCCUCCGGCUUGGCUUAUGGUGUUGGUGAAUAUAACGAUGAGAGAUCCGGAGAUCAGUACGGCGAGGGAUCCUUCGCUGGUAAAAAGGCAAUGCUCAUCGUUACUGUAGGUGGCCCCGAAAAACAUUAUAAAAACCGGGGAAUCAGUGGUGACAUUGAUGACUUACUAUUUCCUAUCAAUCAUGGUCUUCUAUUUUAUCCUGGCUAUAGCGUCCUUCCACCUUUCAUAGUGUACGAUGCUCAAACUGCGGGUGAGAAGGACUACGAAGCCGCCGCUGAGAAAUUGCGUGAGCGCAUACGCUCCAUAGAUACUGAUAGUCCAAUUCCUUACCGUACACAGAAUGGUGGUGACUACGUUUUUCCAUAUGUCACUUGCGAGAUGAUAUUGAGCCCAAUUCUACGUCCUUUUCUAUUCAUCAGAAAGGGUCAACAUAGAAUUGAAAAGAGCCAUGUGAGACAUGAGGGGCCGAUUUAUCAAUAUCGAUGGAAAACAGUAAAAACUGCACGAAUACUCGAUUGCUUGAAAUUUUGGACUUCAACUGAUCUGUGA
This is a messenger RNA of Lachancea nothofagi CBS 11611, 900 nucleotides long. Lineage: Eukaryota; Fungi; Ascomycota; Saccharomycetes; Saccharomycetales; Saccharomycetaceae. The record is from the annotation of a GenBank genome assembly.